Lachancea nothofagi CBS 11611 is the source of this 1617-nucleotide messenger RNA. NCBI's taxonomy places the organism in Eukaryota, Fungi, Ascomycota, Saccharomycetes, Saccharomycetales, Saccharomycetaceae. The record is from the annotation of a GenBank genome assembly.
AUGUCUUCCGAGGCCGUUAUGGAACCGUUAUGCGCACGGGGUCACGCCCGGAAAUUGGGCCAUUUGGAGAACUAUUUCGCGCUUGCUCAGCGCCAGGACCUGUACACGAAUUUCGGGCUGUUCUGCGAGCUGGACCGCAGUUUUUCCCCGCGCCAGCUGGCUGCGGCGUUAAGGUCUUUGUGUCUGGAACACCCGUUGCUGCUCCACACAGUGGUGGAGAAGACCGGGAGCCAGUCGGCGAAGGAACUCGACCAGGCCGACGGACAUCUGCCCACCGGGCCCUCCAACUUCUACCAGACCGACGAGUAUCUCUCCCAAACGUGGCCGGACCACGACUACAUCCGCGUUCUGGAACAGGUGUGUCUCCAGGACGUCCUGCUCAAUGGCCAGGCCGAGUACGCCGACGUUGUCGCCCAAGUACUCGCGGAGUUUGCCCGUAACGGCGGCAACUACUCCAGCACCGUCUUCGAGCCGCUCAGUCACGUGCGCAUCCCGUACAGUCACGUGUCGCGGCCCAACUGGCGCGUGCUGUUGUUUCCCGACGGCGCCGACGCCGGCGCCAGCCGCCACUUUCUGUUCAUGGCCAACCACUGCUGCAGCGACGGCACCUCUGCCGCCAACUUCGUGCACGACGUGCGUGCCCGGCUCCGCGCCGAAGACAACACCGAUCUCGGCCCCGGCGUCGGGAACAACCCAGUUCUCUUCCGCUACUCCCGGGACCACGCGCAGUUACCCCGCCUCCCCGCCCCCAUCGAAACUAACGUUGAUUACGUCACCCCCAAGUCCUACUUCGCGCGAAUGGUCGCCAACCAGCUGCUUCGCGAGUACGUGGGCUACAAGUCCGCGGGUCCCCCGAUCCAACGGGUUUCCCAACCGCACGGUAACCAGUUCUACAGCUACUUCCUCAAGUUGUCCCCGCAACAGACCCAGCACGUGAAGGCACGGCUGAAGCAUCGGCUGCACUCCAAAUGCACGCUUACGCCAUUCAUGCAGGCAUGCUGGUUUGCCGCGCUGCACAAGUCGCACAAAGUAUUCACGCACUCGUUCUCGCAACAGCUCACCAAUAUCGUCGUGGCCAUGAACACCGCGAAGUUGGUGCCCCACGACGAUGCCAAGCUGGUGCGCGAUUACCGAUACGGCUGCAACGUGGGCGGGUCCCAUUACAACUAUUCGAUCUCGUCGUUCGACGUGGCAGACGACCCACCGGCGCUGUGCAGACUGGUGGAAUACUACCGGGACGUUUUCCAAGAGGCCCAGCGCAAGCGUCACUAUCUGUAUCCGCUGGGCGCGCUGAUGCAGGACAGCCUGUACGAGUCGCGCAACGUGGAUCGGGCCAUUGUUAGCGGGAUUCUGGGCAAGCCACGUCUGGGAACCAUGCUGAGCAACCUGGGGUAUUUCCCGCAAGCGAGCGACCAGCACCAGUACCAGUACCAGAUCCGGGACCUUAUCUUUGCCCAGACCACCGGCAGUUUCCGGUACACGUUUGACAUAAAUUGCUGUGCCACGGAUGUCGGGGGUCUCAAUUUGGUGCUUUGCAUUGCAGAGGGUGCGGUUGCAUGCCGCGAGGACUGGAACCAAGUGUGCGAGCUGUUCAAGAGUAUUAUGUUGGAGUUUUGA